AUGCGGGUCAAUGCGGCACGGGUUUGGGAAGAUGCUGAUUACAUGAAAGUUAAGAAUACAUGUGAUAAUAAUGUCGGAUGGACCGAGGUUUAUAAUAAAAAAAAUGUCAAAGUAUGGACGCAAACCAUUCCAAAUAGCACAUUCCAAAUGGUGAAAGCUUUUGCACAAUUUGAUGAUGUGCCCUGUCACGUAGCUUUCGAUGUUCUCCAAGAUUCUGUUUAUAGAGGAAAAUGGGAUAAAUAUAUGGCUGCACAAAAAGAUAUUGGAAUUAUUAAUCCAAACAAUGACAUUGGCUAUUAUGCUGUCAAUUCCAUUCCUCCUAUAAGACCGAGAGAUUUCGUUAUGCAACGCUCAUGGCUAGAUAUGGGUGAUGAACAGCUGAUUUGUAGUCAUUCUGUCUGCCACGAAGAUUUUCCUCCUAAUAAGGCUUACAUACGGGGAACAGUGCUUCUUUCGGGCUACUUCAUACGCCGAGCUGGUGAUGGCUGCCAAAUAACAUAUAUCAGCCACUCAGAUCCAAAAGGCAAACUGCCAACUUGGCUUGUGAAUAGAGUGACUAAGGUCAUAACACCUAAAAUGGUCAAAAAGUUACACAAAGCCUGCCUGGGCUAUACAGAAUGGAAGGAGCAGCAUCAGCCUCAUUGGAAACCAUGGAGGUUCCCAGAGCAACAAAUUGAUAUGGCACGUAUAGAUUUAGUAAAAUGCCAACCAAAGGAAUAUAAUCAAGAAGUAAUUGAUGAAUCCACAAUAUCCAGCGCUAAGGAAGUUAAGGAAGUUGAUGAUGACGACGGACUAUGA
This is a messenger RNA of Auanema sp. JU1783, 798 nucleotides long. Lineage: Eukaryota; Metazoa; Nematoda; Chromadorea; Rhabditida; Rhabditidae. The record is from the annotation of a GenBank genome assembly.